AUGUUUGCUGUGCCGGGUUGGUCUGUAUCUGCCGGCAGCCUCAAAGCCGAAACAGUAGGCUCCAAUGAUGGGGCUGCGUCUGGCAAGAAGCGCAAGAGACCUGGCCGUCCUCGAGACGAGGCCGUCACCACAGACAAUGUCACACAGCUCUACGAGACCGUCGUGGAGGGGAAGAACCCCAACGCUCCAAAUAAGGACAAGUCGGCCAAGCGUCAAAGGAAGAAUGGUACCGCAGAGGAUGCCCAACCAAAGGACAACGGAGACAGGAAACGGCCUGCUGAGCAGCAGCAGAGUGGUGGCAAGAUCUCAAAGGAUGGGAAGAAUAAGAAGAGCAAGAAGACCCAAAAGCAUGAGAAGCAUGGGGCUCAAAACGGGAAUGAGGAAUCACAAGAAGCAGCUGCUGGUGCCGAGGAGCCAAAGGUUGCGGCCCCUGCCAAGCAGCUACCUGCGCAACCGAAGCUCACGCCUCUGCAAGCAGCCAUGCGAGAGAAACUUGUCUCUGCCCGUUUCCGUCAUCUGAACGAAACGCUCUAUACCAAGCCAUCUGAAGAGUCCUUCUCUCUCUUCCAAGACUCCCCAGAAAUGUUCGACGAGUACCACGAGGGUUUCCGCCGUCAAGUCAAGGUGUGGCCAGAGAACCCCGUCGACAGUUUUCUCCAAGACAUUCGCAGCCGCGGCAAAAUCCGGCAGCCGUUCAAGGGCAAGCCCGGCGCGCGCCCGUCCUCUCUCGCUACCUCGCCUCUUCCCCGCACCGGCGGCACCUGCACCAUUGCCGACCUGGGCUGCGGCGAUGCCGCCCUCGCGCAGUCGCUGCAGGCCGACCAGGGCAAGAUGCGCAUCAACGUCCAGAGCUACGACCUUCAGAGCCCCCACGCGCUCGUGACCAAGGCCGACAUUGCCAACCUGCCGCUCGAAGACGGCGCCGUCAACGUCGCCAUCUUCUGCCUGGCCCUCAUGGGCACCAACUGGAUCGACUUUGUCGAGGAGGCCUUUCGCGUCCUCCACUGGAAGGGCGAGCUCUGGGUGGCCGAGAUCAAGAGCCGCUUCGGCCCCGUCCGGGGCAAGCACGCGCCCGUGGAGCACAGUGUGGGAAAUCGCAAAAAGGUCGUCAAGAAGGGCAAGGGCGGCGACGCUGCGGAUCCCAUGGACCUGGCCGUCGAGGUGGAUGGCGCCGAGGACAACCGCAGGGCCACGGAUGUGUCCGCCUUUGUCGAUGCCCUCCAGAAGCGGGGUUUCGUCCUCAGUGGCGAGCGCUCCGAGGCCAUUGACCUGUCCAACAAAAUGUUUGUCAAAAUGCGCUUCACCAAGGGCGCGACACCGACCAAAGGCCGUGCUGCCCAAGCACCGGAACCCGGCAGAGGCAGGAAGCCCACAUACACCACAAAGCUUACAGAAGAGGAAGAUAACGGCGUGAACGAAUCAACAAUCCUGAAGCCUUGCGUGUAUAAAAUUCGGUAG
Cordyceps militaris CM01 is the source of this 1458-nucleotide messenger RNA. RefSeq names its product Methyltransferase-related protein. Gene Ontology annotation, molecular function: rRNA (adenine) methyltransferase activity. The record is from RefSeq and is a predicted model, not a curated record. Gene Ontology annotation, cellular component: nucleolus. The transcript has a single exon. Lineage: Eukaryota; Fungi; Ascomycota; Sordariomycetes; Hypocreales; Cordycipitaceae. The coding region runs from base 1 to 1458 and encodes 485 amino acids. Gene Ontology annotation, biological process: rRNA methylation; ribosomal large subunit biogenesis.